Molecule: messenger RNA, 2492 nt
Organism: Peromyscus maniculatus bairdii (prairie deer mouse)
Lineage: Eukaryota; Metazoa; Chordata; Mammalia; Rodentia; Cricetidae
Gene: Dennd1c
Product: DENN domain containing 1C
Biological process (GO): endocytosis; endocytic recycling
Cellular component (GO): intracellular membrane-bounded organelle; cytosol
Molecular function (GO): guanyl-nucleotide exchange factor activity; phosphatidylinositol phosphate binding
Source: RefSeq, a predicted model, not a curated record
GAAGCUGAGCAGAUCAGGGGCCCUGCCCCAAGCAAGCACAGGCUCCCCCGGCCCCAGGAGCCUGGGGGAAAGGGUCCAGCUGGGCCAGCCCUGCGGAGACCAUGGGAUCCACAGAGAAAAAACAGCCCCCUGCAGUGUUUGACUGGUUCUUCGAAGCUGGCCGCCCCCACUCCCUGGAGGAGGAUCCCCAGAUCCUGCGGCAGUUCCCGCCGGACUUCCGGGAACAGGAGGCCAUGCAGAUGGUGCCCAAGUUCUGUUUCCCUUUCGACGUAGAAAGGGAGCUGCCCAACCCUGCUGUCCAGCACUUCACCUUCGCCCUCACUGACCUGCUGGGCAACCGCAGAUUUGGCUUCUGCCGCCUGCGAGCUGGUGCAUGCAGCUGCCUCUGUAUCCUCAGCCACCUUCCCUGGUUUGAAGUGUUCUACAAGAUCCUCAAUACUGUGGGGGACCUCCUAGCCCAGAACCAAGUCACCGAAGCUGAAGAACUCCUACAGAACUUACAGCAACACCCUCUUCCUGGACCGGGGUUUUCAGGGGAACCAGAGAUGGGCAGCAGCUUGGCCAUCUGGAGCCAGUGUGGGAUCCUGCCUCCUGCCCUGGGGAAUAGCAAGCUGCUUUCUUAUUCUGUGGACCCGGAUUCUGCCGGCCUGCCGUCUAUUCCUGAGAACAGGAAUCUCACGGAGCUGGUGGUCGCUGUGAGGGAUGAGAACAUCGUGGGGCUCUUCGCGGCGCUGCUGGCUGAGAGGAGGGUCUUGCUCACGGCCAGCAAGCUCAGCACGCUGACAGCCUGCGUUCACGCGUCCUGUGCUUUGCUCUACCCCAUGCACUGGGAGCACGUCCUGAUUCCCACGCUGCCCCCACACCUGCUGGAUUACUGCUGCGCGCCCAUGCCCUACCUCAUCGGAGUCCACGCUAGUCUCGCUGAGAGAGUUCGGGAGAAGGCACUGGAAGAUGUCGUGGUGUUGAACGCCGACUCCAACACGCUGGAGACGCCCUUCGACGACGUACAAGCGCUGCCCCCAGACGUUGUAUCCCUGCUGAGGCUUCGACUGAGGAAGGUGGCGCUGAGCCCCGGGGAAGGAGUGUCCCGACUCUUCCUAAAAGCCCAGGCCCUGCUCUUCGGAGGGUACCGCGACGCACUGGUCUGCAUCCCGGGUCAGCCCGUGACCUUCAGUGAAGAAGCUUUCUUGGCUCAGAAGCCGGGGUCGCCGCUGCAGACCUUCCACAAGAGGGCGGUGCACCUGCAGCUGUUCAAGCAGUUCAUCGAAACCCGACUGGAGAAACUCAAUGCUGGGGAAGGCUUCUCAGACCAAUUCGAGCAAGAGAUCAUCGCCUGCUGUGGGGCUUCCUCAGGCGCCCUCCGAUCCUACCAGCUCUGGGUAGAUAGUCUUAAGAAAGGUGGUGACGCCCUCUUGCAUUCAAUGAAGGCCAAAACCCGACCAGCCGUCAGGAACAUGUACCGAUCGGCGAAGAGCGGCUUGAAAGGGGUGCAGAACCUGCUUAUGACUAAGGACGGAGACUCUGGCCUCCAGAGGGGGGGCUCCCUGAGAACCCUAAGCCUCACCAGCCGCUCAGAUCGCCUGCAACAGCGCCUGCCUAUCAGCCAGCACUUUGGGCAGAACAGGCCCCUCCGCCCUAGCAGGAGACUCAGGCGAGAAGAGGGACCUUCUGAACCCCUUGGCGAGAGGAGCCCUGCCUUGAGCCCCGAGGACACCCAGAGUCCCUGGGCAGAGGAAACUCUAGACGGCAGCUUUCUGGGGUCCGGAGGAGAACUGGAUCUAUUGAGCGAGAUUCUCGACAGUCUGAGCGUGGAAACCAAGAGUGGCGGCCGGCUGAGGGCCAGCCAGAGCUUGAACUGCUGCCAGCAGGGGGCGUCGGAGAGCUGCUUCAGUCUGCCUGACAUCCCAGCGAGGUCACCAUGGCAACUGGAAGAGGAUGAGCAUGAGCGAUCCCCGGAACCCCAGCCCUGGUCCUUGCCAGGGGACCUGACGGCUCUGCAGGACACUCCAUCUUUAGAGGUUGCAAGCUGCUCCAUGAACUGUUCGCAGCCGCCCUCAGACAUCUCUCCGCAAGCAUCUUCAGCCACUUCAGCAGACCCCAGCUGCCAAGGGGACCCCGAGCUCUCUGCUCCCACCGAGCCGGAUCCUAGAAUCCCACAAAGCCCUUGCUCCAGGCUCCCCCCAGUGCCCACUCAGCCCAGCCCGCCAAAGAGCCCCCAACUUCUUGCCCCCACAAAGCUCAGCUGUGACGCUGUCGGGACAUUACAAUCCAUUCGGUCUCCCUCACACUCCAAUUCUCCAGAGAUCCCCAGAAACCAGCCUCCCCAGGUCCUGCGGAAUCAGACUCGAGUGCCACCCCUCAAGGAGCGAGGAGUCAGCAACCCGCAAGGGCCCGCCGCCAGGCAGCCUCGCGUUGCUGACCUGAAAAAGUGUUUUGAAAACUAAGAGCCGGGGUGUGGAGGGGACCCCGGCUCUCAAUAAAGCUGAUUUUUU